AUGAAAGAAUAACCAUCUUAAGUAUCAUCUAGAAAUUCACUUGAACUUAUGUCCUAGAAAGCCAAUUAAGGAGCUUUAGACCAUUACUUAAACGUCGAGGGUUAAAUUAAUUAUAAACAGCUUUGCCCUUGUAUGCAUAAAUGCCUCUGCAUUCUAUGGUAUCUGAACUCUAGCCGAAAAUAACAAGCAAGCUAAAAAAAAUCAAUCGAUUUAACAAGAUUUAGAGCUGAAAUAAACGUUAAGGAGAAUACUUUUAUUCUUCAUUGUAUGGAAAAUUCUCAAACAAUUGUAAUAAAAGUUAAUUAACAAAACAAUAAAGACUCAUAACUACUUGGAUGCCAUCUUGAGAAAUACUGCAUAAUAACUUCACCUAAUUUUAAUGAAACGUAUACCCUAGGAGAAUAUGUAUGCAAAGGAUCAUAGGCAAAAAUAUAUAAAUGUGAUAAAAUUUAAACUUGCUAAGGAGAGGAAUCCCAGACAAAAUCUCACAAAGUAGGCACUCCGGGCUACAUUGCGCCUGAGGUCUUCUAAACUCAUGAAUAUGAUAAUAAAGUUGACGUAUUUAGUAUUGGGUGCAUAUUCUACCUUAUGCUAUAUGGCAAAAACCUCGUUGAUGCUUGGAAUAUUGAUAACCUUAUCAAGAUGAAUAAAGUUAUGAAUCCUGGAAAGAUAAUAGACUGCCAAUUCAAAGUGAUUCCUGAGGCAUGUAAGAAUUUACUCAAGUUACUUGUUCAUAAGGAUCCUUAAUAGAGAGUCACAGCCUAAGAUGCAUUAAUGGAUGAAUGGUUCUUACCGUUUAAAAAUGAGAUCAUCAAAGCACUUUUUCUCAACAUGCUUGCAUCUCAACCAAAUUAAAGCGAUAAUGACAGGUCAUCUCUAAACCUUAAAAAUAAAUGCUUUACACCUAAACAAAUGUGA
This is a messenger RNA of Stylonychia lemnae, 918 nucleotides long. The record is from the annotation of a GenBank genome assembly. Lineage: Eukaryota; Ciliophora; Spirotrichea; Sporadotrichida; Oxytrichidae.